Molecule: messenger RNA, 960 nt
Organism: Geodia barretti
Lineage: Eukaryota; Metazoa; Porifera; Demospongiae; Tetractinellida; Geodiidae
Source: the annotation of a GenBank genome assembly
AUGGGCAUCACACCUCUCAUAGUUGCUUGUGAGCACGACAAGAUAGAGCUGGUUGAAAUUCUAGUAACAAAGGUAGAUGUCAACCAGCAAUUGAGAAGUAACGGCUAUGCUCCACUUCAUAAAAUGGCUAGUGAUGGCAAUCCAGACAUAGCUGCGCUCCUAUUAAACAAUGGAGCUAUCGUUGAUAAAGAGUCACAUGACGGUCUCACUCCACUCCACGUUGCGGCAUCGGCAGGGAAUAUGGACGUUAUUGAUAUUCUCCUUCGUUAUAAAGCUAAUAUUAACGCCCAAGAUUGUGCUAAAACUACACCACUAAUUCGAGCGGUUCAAGACCGCCAUCGUGAUGCAGCAGUAAAACUUAUCGAUGCUGGAGCCAAUGCUGAUAUUUGUGCAAUAAAUGGCAUACAUGUUCUCCAUUUUGCCGCUUAUUUGGACGACAUCAAAACAAUUGAACUCUUGGCUCAAAAGGGAAUCGAUUUGAAUACAAAAGACGCCAAUGGUAUAUCUCCUCUUCAUAUUGCAACACUCAAAGGCAACACCUCGGCUGUAGAAGCUUUACUCUCUUGCGGGGCAAUAGCUGAUAUUCUGAAUAAUGAUGGUUUUACUCCACUUCAUCUUGCUGUCAAUAAUGACAAUGUGGAGAUAACCGAGUUGUUAAUGGACAAAGGGGCUAGCAUAAACGUUGAAGUUGAAGGGAAAGCCCCUGCAAUAUUCUCCAAAUCACCGAAAAUGAAUCAGCUGUUUCAAGAAAGGGGCAGUCAAAGCCAAUGUGAAGAAUUGCCGAUAAAGAAGGAAGAGGAAGAGAAGAGUGUUACAGAGCAAAGGGAAGUAGCUGAACAUGCACCGAAACCGGAACAACAGGCUUCUGAACAGGGAUCAAAUGCUAAAAGCGUUCAAUCAAUGAAAAGGGUGAUGGAUGAUCUAAGUGAACAAUACAAUGCGCUACUUCCUGCAUGCUGA